GGAUCCCUGCGCGGGGUUGCUAAGGGUGAAAGUUUGCCGUGAGUUGGCUCACUUGGGGCCAGGGCGCGGGCGGCUCCGGGCCGGCGGGGCGACGACAGCGACAACGACAACGACACAAGCACCGGCAUCCGGACCCCCACCUCCGGGUGUUCCGCACCACAGCCCCUAGGCCUGCCCCGCGGAGGAGCCGCACCGCCAGGGAUAAAGCAACGGAGGGAACAGAGCAGAGAGCUGCACGCACCGUCCGGGCUCUGCCGGCAGCGCCCACGGCCCCCGACAGCCGCCGGCUCUGGAGCCAAGGACGAAGUCUCUUUGGAGCCAAAUCUUGUCUAUGCGUGUGUCAUUUUGUCUCUUUUAAUACGCUGCCCUGACUUGCUUGCUGCGAAGGGAGUAUGCAUCUGGAGAUCAAAGUUGCUCUUAACUUCAUCAUCUCAUACCUGUACAACAAGCUUCCUCGGAGGCGGGCAGAUUUGUUUGGUGAGGAGCUAGAGCGCCUGCUGAAGAAGAAAUAUGAAGGUCACUGGUACCCAGAAAAGCCUCUGAAGGGAUCUGGCUAUCGCUGUGUUCAUAUAGGGGAGACGGUAGAUCCGGUGGUGGAGCUGGCGGCCAAGCGGAGCGGGCUGGCCGUGGAGGAUGUGCGUGCCAACGUGCCGGAAGAGCUGAGCGUCUGGAUUGAUCCUUUUGAGGUUUCCUACCAAAUCGGUGAGAAGGGUUCUGUUAAGGUCCUCUACCUGGAUGACAGCGAGGGCUGCAGCGCCGCAGAGCUGGACAAAGAAAUCAAGAGCAGCUUCAACCCCGAUGCCCAGGUAUUUGUCCCCAUCGGCAGCCAGGACAACUCGCUGUCCAACUCUCCGUCCCCCUCCUUCGGCCAGUCGCCCAGCCCUACCUUCAUUCCUCGCUCUGCCCAGCCCAUCACGUUCACCACUGCCACCUUUGCUGCCACAAAAUUCGGCUCUACCAAGAUGAAGAAGGGCGGAGGAGCCGCGGGAGGGGGCGGCGGAGCAGGGGCUGGGCAGCAGCCAAGGAUGGUCAGGUCUCCCACCACCAACCUGCUGAAGCACAAGGGCCUCUCUCUGUCUAUGCACUCUCUGAACUUCGUCGGGAGCGCUGGAAGCCAAGCCCCGCAGUCGCAGCUUUCCCCCAACGCCAAGGAGUUCGUUUACAGCGGCGGGUCGCCGGGAGCCAGCAGCCUCUUCUUCGACGGCAUCGGCAGCGAGACCCAGGCCAGCAGCAUCCCGCCAGCAUCGCAGUUCAACGCCGGCACGGGUGGUACCUUUGAUAUGGCUCAGGUCUUCGGUGGCAGCACCAACAGCCUCUUUUUGGAGAAGUCUCCCUUCGUGGAAGGACUCAGCUACAACCUGAAUGCCAUGCAGUAUCCCAGCCAGUCGUUCCAGCCUGUCGUCCUGGCCAACUGAACAGGAGGAAGGAGAGUAUUUUGGGGUGGGGAGGGAGGGGGCGGGGGAACAAGAACAAAGCAAACAAAAAAGAGGGAGAGAAAAAUAGAAAUAUACAGAAAAUAUUCAAAUCUUAUAAAUACAGCUUCUUGGGAAAGAGAGAGCCCAGUGUUGUUGCGCUGUGCUGGCAACGCUCCUGAAGCACUGACUUGUUUUUUAACUCAGUCCCUGUGCUUUUUUCCUACUCACUUUUUUACUCCUUAAACGAGUCUUGGGAUUUUUUUCAGUUUGUGUUCCCCCUUCUCCCACUGCAGCCCAGGACUGGUGCAAAUAUAGGUCACGAUGCUCCCGAUUCCCUGCGCCCCCUCCCUCGCCAGCGCUGGACAUGCGGUCUUUCCACCUGUGUGUAGGGAUGUCUUCAUACCAACUCGCUGGAGGAGGGACAGGGAGAGGAUGAGUCAGUGUCUGUAGAGACAGAGACGCUCUUGUUGUGUGCUAGCCAGAGACAGGUGGGUGGGCUCGCUUGUUCUGUUACAGCUCUGCAUGUAGAUGGAGAGCAUCUACUGUGCCCGCGGGCACAGACCGUUGUGCUGUUGUUGCUCCAGGUUCUCCGUCCCCAGCUGGCGUUAGCUGUUCUGUCUCUGUGUGGAAAAGCAAAACUCUUCUUGACCCCCUCCCCGCACACCGCAGGGAGGGCAGAGCGCUACUGUGAAAUGGCUUCUUCCCGCUCCCUCCCUCAUCUGCGCUUCCAGCUGCGACUACAGGAGGGGCGGGUGCUUUGAACUUGUUGAUACUGGUUACCGUCCCCUUCUGCGCGUGGGCCUGGGACCUUCCCGUGCCCUCUCGGGACUGGCCAGUCAAUGCAGGUGACAGCCCCAUGUGUAGAAAUGCCACCCACCUGUCCCUGUGGCUGGGGGAGGUGGUGCUGAGCCAGGCGGCCCCCCUUCAAUGCUGUCCCUGCUUCCCAGAUGUUCUCCCCAGCAGCAGGGGCCAGCAUCCACCAGUGGUCAUCUGGGGCGGUUUCCUGGGUCUGAGAUCACGUUCCCUGCUGUGAAUUCAGCUUCUUGUCUCUGAGGGAAUUCCUUCCUUUUUAGUUAGCGAGGCAGCACUACUUUUGAGGAGGAGGAAGUGUGAUGUUGUCAAAGCUGUUCUCUUGAGCGGUAGCAUGAGGGUUUGUGCUUUCAGCCAGGUGUGCACCUGACUAAAUCUGCUGCCCUGGUCUUGUGGAGGAGGUGGCUGAUCUGGCACAGAAGGGAAGCCCUUUGUCUAAACUCAUAAUCCCAGCCAGAUCACGUCAGCACGGACGACUGCGAGCUCAGAGCAGAGCGGGCAUGGGCACUCCAAAGGCGAGCGGCCAUCCCAGCACGUCGGUGUCCGGUGCCUCCCUGCCACAGGUCUGGGGUCUGCAAACGUCCCUGCAGUUUUGGGACAAUGUGCUGUGAUCAGGCAGUAGUGGCUUCUCAGCCAGGUCGUUUCUGUGUCAGGGACUCCUGAACCUGCCUUCCCAAGAAGCCGAGGGAGGGCUGCUGCUUGUUGAGGCAGGGUGGAGGCUCUCCAGGUGGGAAGGGGAGGUCUCCUUGGAGGUUGUUGUGGGAGUGUGGAAGCGUGCAAAGAGGAGAGAGGUGGAGAUGAUGAGACUCCAGGCCUUAAAGUUCUCAGUUUAAAAAGAAAAAUAAGUUUUUUGCUGCUUCCCAGACUUGAGGUUUGGGUUUCUUUUAAUUAUGUCUCUGGAGCACGCUCUGAAACCCACUUCUCGUGUAUCUGUUGAACCAAUGUGCUCUUUCAAGACAUCCCCAUUCCUGGGGAGGUGGGCUUGAACUUGUGCUUUUCCCGCUCCCUUCCCUCGCGCUGAGAUGAAGCACUUCAGCCCUCUUGUCCUUGUGCUGCCAGUGAGCCUUUGCAGAGGCAGGGGACUGUCCCAGGGAGAUGGGGGCUGUCCCGAGGGGACAGCUGCUGCCCAGAGCAGGGAGGGACAUGGUCCUGACCUUGUGCCCAACGUGGGUUCCCGAGCAGGCUGCUUGUUACCAUCCAGCUGUGACCACUGUGGCGCUGGGUGAGGAGAGCAGAGCCUGGGUCACUUCCCCCAAACCAGCACCAGUAGUCUCAACCCCUGCAGGUUUCCAGACUUGGACAAGUUGCUGAGGAAUGGCUGAGCUGUUGGGUUUCCCUUUUUUCUUUUUUUAUUUGUUUGGGGUUUUUUUGUUUGCUUUUUUUAACCCCUCACUUAAGGGACGUUACCACUGCCACCCCGUCCUUCUCCCCGGGAGUGUGCUGCUGGGGGCCAGCCCACUCGCCACACUGGAUUUGAGGGGUGCGGGACCCAAUGCAGUUGUCCCCCACCAUCCCCACAUUUGGCAAAGCCACCUGUGAAUCGCUGCCAGGGGACAUCGUGGUCCCCCAGGGCCCAGGGAGGGAGGUGGGGGUGCCCCCCAGCCACCUGCUUAUGUGUGUGAAGCUUCGAUGCCGCUUAUACCCUGCCACACGUAAUUAUACCUGCUUUAAAAAUAGUGGUGUGAGUGAAAGGAGGAGGGACCAACCUCUUUGUAUCUUAAAAGGAAAAAAGCGUGCUUCAGAAACGUUCCUCCAGUGUCGGGCAGCAAUGGAAACUAACGGCCUUUUCGGGUCUUUUCUAGUCUUGGAUGUAGGCGUUCAGCUUCAAUUUUAUUUUUUAAAAACCUGCACUAAUUUACCUGGUUUCUUAGGAAGAGAAGAGAGAAAAUUUUUUUUAACUUUUAUUUUUUAUGGGUUUGUGUUCUUUUUGUUGAUGUCCGUUUGUAUUGAAUAAUUUGCUACAUUUGUAAAAUGUAAGAGGUAUAUAUAAUAUAUGUAUAUUUCUAACGUAAAAAAAGAAAAAACUGUAAUUUUUUUCUUUUCAAGAUUUUUUCUUAAAAAGAGGAGAGAAAAAAAAUAUUUUUUCAGGAAAAAAACUUUAAAAAAAAAAAAGUGGUGAAGAUUCCGUUCUCCCCACUCAGCUCCCUCCUUUCCCGCCCGCCCCUCUCCAGCAGCGAACCGCCGGUUGCCUUGUGAGAGAGAAUGAGUGAAAGAGGACAGAGGUCUGUAUGUCUGUCUCCUGAGCCAGAGGGUUUCUGUGUGUGCUCUGCUUGGGUUUCUUUCUGAGAGGGGGGAAUCGGGGGGUUGCUGUUUUGUUUUGUUUUUCUUUUAAUUUUUUGUUUGUUUGUUUUUCUUUAGCGAAGGAGGAAUACAAUCAGAGUUUUGUAUUCAGAAUGUUGUGCAAUAUUUUGGAACGGGACAUUGGUGUGUCUAGAGAUUUAGUUAAAACAAAAACGACAAAAAAAAAAAAAACAAAAAAAGGUUGAUCAAAUCUGUACAGUUUCUAUUGUUCCAGAUUUUUUUAAGUUUGUAUUAAAAGCAUGAGAUAAUAA
This is a messenger RNA of Columba livia (rock pigeon), 4777 nucleotides long. RefSeq names its product transducer of ERBB2, 2 (gene TOB2). The coding region runs from base 393 to 1415 and encodes 340 amino acids. The transcript has 2 exons. Gene Ontology annotation, biological process: regulation of gene expression. Gene Ontology annotation, molecular function: transcription corepressor activity. Gene Ontology annotation, cellular component: nucleus; cytoplasm. Lineage: Eukaryota; Metazoa; Chordata; Aves; Columbiformes; Columbidae. The record is from RefSeq and is a predicted model, not a curated record.